This is a messenger RNA of Medicago truncatula (barrel medic), 1592 nucleotides long. RefSeq names its product squalene monooxygenase SE1. The transcript has 8 exons. Gene Ontology annotation, cellular component: endoplasmic reticulum; membrane. The record is from RefSeq and is a predicted model, not a curated record. Gene Ontology annotation, molecular function: squalene monooxygenase activity; flavin adenine dinucleotide binding. The coding region runs from base 1 to 1587 and encodes 528 amino acids. Lineage: Eukaryota; Viridiplantae; Streptophyta; Magnoliopsida; Fabales; Fabaceae. Gene Ontology annotation, biological process: sterol biosynthetic process.
AUGAAUUAUCAAUAUAUUCUUGGAGGAGAGUUUCUUGCUUGUAGUUUUGCAUUUGUGUAUGUUCUAUACACUCUUGUUGAAAAGAAAAAACCCAAAGAAAUAGCUUCAAGCUCAACAUAUCUGAAAACCAAUGGUCCAAAAAAUGGAAUAUGCAGCAGCUUAUUGCAAGAGGCUGCAGGAGGUACUGAUAUCAUCAUUGUAGGUGCUGGAGUUGCUGGUUCUGCUCUUGCUUACACACUUGGAAAGGAUGGAAGGCGAGUGCAUGUCAUUGAAAGGGACUUGAGUGAACCUGAUAGGAUUGUGGGAGAACUGCUACAACCUGGGGGGUAUUUGAAGUUACUUGAGUUGGGUCUUGAGGAUUGUGUAGAUGGAAUCGAUGCUCAGAGAGUCUUUGGUUAUGCUCUUUAUAAGGAUGGAAAGAAUAUCAAGUUGUCUUAUCCCUUAGAAAAUUUUAACGUUGACGUUUCUGGAAGAAGCUUUCAUAAUGGUCGUUUUAUAAAGAAAAUGCGAGAGAAGGCUUCAUAUUUACCGAAUGUAAAAUUAGAACAAGGAACUGUCACAUCUUUGGUUGAAAAAAAUGGAAGCAUCGUAGGGGUGAAUUACAAAAACAAGAGUGGACAAGAGUUCACUGAAAAGGCUCCUCUCACUAUUGUAUGCGAUGGCUGUUUUUCUAAUUUGAGGAGUUCUCUUUGCAAACCUAAGGUUGAAGUACCUUCUUAUUUUGUUGGUUUAGUCUUGGAGAAUUGCAAUCUUCCAUAUGCAAACCAUGGGCAUGUUAUCUUGGGUGAUCCAUCACCCAUUUUGUUUUACCCUAUCAGUAGUACUGAGAUUCGUUGUUUUGUUGAUGUGCCUACUGGUAGAAAAUUACCUUCCAUUGGUAAUGGUGAAAUGACCCAUUUUUUGAAGAUAGUGAUAGCUCCCCAGAUUCCUCCAGAGUUGUAUAAUUCUUUUAUCGCCGCAGUUGAUAAAGGAAACAUAAGAAGCAUGCCCAAUAGAAGCAUGCCUGCCUCACCUUAUCUUACUCCAGGGGCUCUUAUGAUGGGAGAUGCCUUCAAUAUGCGUCACCCUUUAACAGGAGGAGGAAUGACUGUGGCUUUGUCUGACAUUGCUUUGCUAAGAAAUUUACUUAAACCUCUACAUAACCUACAUGAUGCUUCUGCUCUUUGCAAAUACCUUGAGUCAUUCUACACCUUUCGCAAGUCAACGUCGUCUACAAUAAACACAUUAGCUGGUUUAUUGUAUACAAUAUGUAUUGCAUCUCCAGAUCCAGCUAGAAAGGAAAUGCGUGAAGCAUGUUUCAAUUAUUUAAGUCUUGGAGGUGUUUUCUCAGAUGAACCAAUUGCUCUACUCGCAGGUCUUAAUUCUAGUUCAUCGACUUUGUUGUAUCAUUUCAUUGCGGUGGCUGCAUAUGGUGUAGGUCGAUUAAUGAUGCCAUUUCCAUCUCCAAAACGAAUUUGGAUUGCUGCUAGACUUCUUUCGGUUGCAUUGGGUAUCAUUUUCCCGAUUAUCAAGGCUGAAGGAAUAUGGCAAAUGCUUUUCCCAUCAACUGUGCCUGCUCUUCUUUGCACACCUUAUGCUAGAGAGUAAAAUCA